Molecule: messenger RNA, 1866 nt
Organism: Pochonia chlamydosporia 170
Lineage: Eukaryota; Fungi; Ascomycota; Sordariomycetes; Hypocreales; Clavicipitaceae
Product: ankyrin repeats (3 copies) domain-containing protein
Exons: 1
Coding region: 1-1866 (621 amino acids)
Molecular function (GO): protein binding
Source: RefSeq, a predicted model, not a curated record
AUGAAGGGUGAAGAAUCACAGGAGUACGGCGUUGGCAGAUUCCGUAAUGCCAAAUUCGAGGCGACCAUACUUCAUAUAGCUGCGAAACACGGCCUGGUUGAUGUUGUUGAAUUCCUUCUCGCAAAUGGCGCAAACGUCAAUGCCGGCUCCUCAACAUAUUGCUACUGCAACACGAAAUGGAAGAAUGUGUUCCCUUUCCGUGAAUUCUAUCCUCUUCACUUUGCUUUGGUGCAUGCCGAGUCUCGAAAGCCACGGGAGUUAUACAAGGCUGCUGAACUACUUAUUCAACAUGGUGCAUAUUUGGUCUCAGCAGAACAAAUGGCAUUCAACUUUUUGUACAGAUGCGGGUUUGAAUUACUCGACUUGGCUGACAAAACGAGAACUGCCGCAAUGAGCACAUCGAUACUCCUGUACGCACUCAGUAACGGGAGCGACGCGACGCGAAUAUGUCAAGAUUUACUGACAAGGGAAGAGAUUGUAUACUCUGAAGAGUAUAGCCACGAAGGAGAUACGCUUCUUCACGGAGCCAUGCAGCAUGGGGACGUCAACAUAUUGAAGCACGUUCUUGACCGAUAUCGCGGAGACUAUUGGAGCAAAAACGAAGCUAAACAGACGCCGUUGCAUCUCGCUGCGUCCAAGGGCCACGAUGAAGCCAUUAGACUCUUCUUUGAUAGGGUUCCGUCUCGCAAAACAUUUCCUAUGGAACCUGACAGAACCGGCAACUGUCCAAUUUCCUAUAGUCUUUCUUCUGCUAUGGAGUCCGAGUCGAGGCGGGUGGACGGUGUCAACCUCAUACUGGACAAAACGAAAGACUUGACUAUACGGCAAUACAACGACACAGGAGAUACAUUAUUGCAUAUGGCUGUUCAAACUGGGGAUGCAGAUCUUGUAUCAAGAAUUAUGCGUUGCCUGAAGACGAACGUCACAGGCCGCAACGCACGUGGAGAUAUGCCAAUACACCGACUUGCGGCGUCUAAAUUUGAUCGCAAGGGCGCUGCAGCAGUGAUCAAGGUUUUAAUCGACGCUGGAUGUCCAAUUGAUUCGCCCAGUUCUGGUGGUACGCCACUGGCCAUUGCUAUCGAUCACCAAAACUACAGCACAGCCAUGAUACUACUGGAAGCUGGCAGCGGUGGUUUGCAAUCACUGGGUAGUCAAGACUUGAACAAUCUUUUCCGCAAAGUAUUAACGGAUCAUGUCACCUCUGACGAACUAAAGCAUUCACAAACUCUGCUCGUGUCUCAUCUUAUCAAACUAGGGGCCGACGUGGAGUGGUCCUCAAGUUAUAAAGUCGGCAAAGGCAGCAUCACGACCGCAAAUGGGCCACCACUGUUUCUAUCAAUGGCUGCCGCACGCAAUGAACAUUGCACAAACGUCCUCCUUGCGGCCGGUGCAAAAGUCGACAUCAAAGUUACAGUGAGUCAGGGCUCUGCAGGUGCCUCUACUCCAGGAUCAGCCGACAAUGCGGUUGCUCUGAUUCCGGCGCUACUACACUGCCAUUGGAAGCGGUCUGCCAAUACAGACGAGAAAGUUGACAGCGAGUUAAUUCGAAACAUAGAGCUGCUACUUGAACACAGCGUACGGCUUGAUUACGCCGUCAAUGGUGUUUCUACAUUUGAUUUUGCUUGCGAAUCCGCUGACAAGGGGCAGUCGGAGCUUCUCAAACUGGUACUAGAUCGGUGCAGUAGCAAGAACCUGCCAAAGCAGGUUGUCUCUGAGGCUAUCUCAAAGAGAAAGGGGCAAAGCUCCAGUAGCGGAAAGGGUUCUCCCGAAGAGGUGACUCUCAAGCUGCUUGAAAAGUUCAACUCCCUACCUCGCAGACUAUUGAGACAAAUCGAGCAAAAGUCUGGGAAGACGAAGCUAAAAUAG